This is a messenger RNA of Amblyraja radiata (thorny skate), 2534 nucleotides long. RefSeq lists its product as uncharacterized. The record is from RefSeq and is a predicted model, not a curated record. The transcript is spliced from 9 exons. Gene Ontology annotation, biological process: generation of catalytic spliceosome for second transesterification step. NCBI's taxonomy places the organism in Eukaryota, Metazoa, Chordata, Chondrichthyes, Rajiformes, Rajidae. The coding region runs from base 97 to 1404 and encodes 435 amino acids.
GGAGUGGUCAAUCUCGCUCACUCUAGUAUCUUUGACCAGGGACCAGGAGGAGCCGGUGAAAAGGCAACGAGCAAAGAUCAUCGAGCGGAGGCAACGAUGGCCCGCAACGAAGAGAAGCAGCUGGGGAAACUGAACCGACUGUGGUUGCAGAAAGAGAAGGACGAGGGUCGCAUAAGAGAGAUCCAUCAAAAUCGUCCCAAACUGUCUUCUUUGAAUUCAGCCAUUGACGUGAAGAAAUGGAUUCCAAGUAUCAAGUCUGAGAUUGAGUACUACCUGCAGCAAUCGCAACUAUCCCAUUACUCCGAACGGAAGAUCCAGGAAUUCGAUAACCACAUAGGAGAGCUUCAGAAGGAGUAUCGAUGUUACUUGUGGAAACUGCGUCAUUUAGAUCCUUCCCACAAGGAGCAUCCAUGGAAACCCCGCGCAUACACCCGCAAAAGACCAGCGACCAUCAACCAACAAGAUGCCCCACUCUGUCUGUGGUUCAAAAGCCAGGGAUCAGAAUGUGGGAAGCUGUCUCCGAGUGGGAACAAGUCAGGGUCUGGUGGCAAAAACUUUACCCCGACGCAACAGUGGAUCAUUGACAAAUGGGGCUUUAUCAAUUCGCAUAUAAUACUAGAGGAGAGGAGACAGAGCACCAAGAAGUUUGACAAGAAGAAGCCACUGCCCUGUCUGUCCAGUGAAGAGGAGUUUGAUCCACUUGAGGGAACCUCUGGAUCCACCCCCUCCACCAGUCAGCAGCACAGCAAGAGGAGCAAGACCACUGCCAGCUCCACUGCAGGCUCUACCCCAACAGCAACUGAGGUAGAGGAGGAAGAGGGAAGUCAGCAGGAGCUGAUCAAGACGCUCAUGCAACAGGCAACAGAGGCCAGAGAGGCCAGACAGGCCAUGACACAGCCCCAGACACCACACGAGAAGGCUGUUGACACCUUCCUGGGGUUCUUAAAGACUGAGCUGCUCAAGAUACCAGAGAACCUGUGGUUCAACUAUUCUGUGUCUGCCAUGACGAUGGCCCAUAAAUUCUCCCAGUCGACUCAGCAACAGAUGGGAAGGCCACAGAUGGGACCACCACAACAGAUGCCACUGAUGGGACCACCACAUCAGCAGGCUCACCAGCCACCGUCACUGAUGGCACCAUCACAGAUGCCACCACCAGUGAUGCCAUGCUCACCAAUGGCCACCUCACCCAUGGGAAGGUCACCCAGUUCCACAGGACAGCAGCAGCAGUACUCACAGAAACAGCAGCAGCAGCCUACAUCAACACCAUCACCGCAGCCUUCAUCAACACCAUCACAGCAGCCACAUACACUGCCUUGCAGCCUGCAAGAUCUAGUAGCUUCUCUGCACUCUCAGCUGCAUUCACUAACUACCCCAGCCUUGACACAUCCAGACCUGCACCAGUGACACCAGGGGGUACCCCCAGAACAGAGACCCAGGCUGCAAGUGGGGACUUGAGUUUGACUUUUCCAGGAUUAAUCGACACAGAUCACCCAUCAGUGUAAUGUGUCCAUAAAUGAUGUUAAGUCUUGUAUUAUGUUUGAAGAUUAUUGAAACACAACGACCCUCCUUGGGGCAUGAGAGUACAUAUAUAAUUGAAAAACAAUACAUAUAUACAAAAGCCAUACAAUAUCUCGUAAACAGAUAACCUGACUAUUGAAGUGUAUUCUAGUUUUGAAUGUUUGUAUUUUUAUUUGUAUCACAUCUCUGCAAUGUAAUGUUUGAGCUUUCUAUAAGCAGUCUUUUUGUAAAAUAUUAGUUAAAGGUAUCUGUAACAUGUCUGCCAGACCUGUUGAAGUUGCAAGUUUUAUGGAGAGAAAUACAGGGAACUGAAUUAAUGUAAAUACAAUUACACAUGUGCCAUUAUUUGAUAUUUAUUCCCUUUUUUAUAGAUUGAUGCUAUUGAUCAGACUGAUGAUUCUUACGGAUAAUUUGCAGAAUCUUACUCCGCUUUUUCCCGUCGUCCAUCUAAUAAGUUUCCUUCAGAUUUGAUGUUAUAUAUCACGUUAUUGAUAUUUCAAGGUUUGAAAAAGCUAACUUUAACAAGAUUUUUACUGUCAAGAUCCUUCCUGCCAGCUUCCAACAAACUUUGAUACAAAGUUGCAUACAGGAACACUGCUUCCACCAUCACAGUUCUGCACCCGAGAUUUGCAACCAUGUUGCCAUCAUACAACACUCCAGCUCCUAGCAGCAAGUGCUUCAACAGGAGGGUGAGGGUGAAUUGGUAUUACAAUUGGAAGUGCUGCGGCAGGCAGGGGAAGUCCAAUUGGAUUAUUUUUUUUGUCCAGUGCUGGGAGAGGCAGGGGAGUGGUGGAAUCUUACGUUGGGGAACGGGUUGCGUUGGGGGCCAGACCUCCCAUGUGACAGGCCCAGUUGCUCUAGUCUUAAUAAUAAAUCAAACUUUUUUUGUUGUUAAAGUGAUGAUUCUUUAUAGAUUUAUUAUAGAUAAUUUUAAAUGUUAUGUGAUAAUAAUAUUUUUAAGCACUGUUGUAUGUUCUUUACAAUCUAAUAAUAAAUCAAACUUUUUCAUUGUUAAA